Trematosphaeria pertusa is the source of this 1581-nucleotide messenger RNA. RefSeq lists its product as uncharacterized. The transcript is spliced from 2 exons. The record is from RefSeq and is a predicted model, not a curated record. The coding region runs from base 1 to 1581 and encodes 526 amino acids. Lineage: Eukaryota; Fungi; Ascomycota; Dothideomycetes; Pleosporales; Trematosphaeriaceae.
AUGUCGUCGACGAGGGCCUUUCGAGCUCCGGGUACGAAGCGUCGUAUCUCUGAGGAGGAUGCUCACACUUACACCUACCCCCCGGUACGAAAACCUCGCAGAUAUCCGAUACUGUCAGCGGAGGAGGAGGAGGAGGAGGAGGAGGAGGAGGAGGAGGAAUCGUCGGAGUCGUCGGAGUCAAGUAGAACGGCUCAUUUCAUACCGCCAACUUCGAAACAAACGAACCGAACUGGCUCGGCAUUCCCGAUGCUCCCAUGGCUUCUCAAUGCCCUACAACACCCUGCUGUGCCGUGGAUACUCGAAGGGGCUGUGAAUUACGGCCCGGGUGAAGCGCUUGCGCUUGGUCUUUUCAUUGCAGUAUUCCUGCUCCGCAAGGUCGUCAUCGCUGCUCUUUACGCUGCUCGGACGGUGUACGCCUGGAUUUUACAACAACGUGGCGCUCCGCAACACCUCGGCGGCCGACGAGCAAAUCCCCUGGUAUCGAACGUAUCCCGUGAAGCGGAUACCCUCCAGCGGAAGCAGGAGAAGCGAGGGAGUCUUGCAAGCAGAAGGAGGGUGGAGCUGAAGGUGGACAAGGUUGUCAAGGUGGUUCUACCCGUUGUGAUCGCAUUAACCGUAGGCGUAUUGUACUGUGGCGCCAAUCUAUACGCCUACGCGUCCGCUCCAGUACCCCAAGCAUUCGCCUCAUUCAAUGCGAAAUGCUUCCCGCACCACUUGUCGGUGUCUUCGUCUUCGAACGCCACGUCCAUGUCGAAUCUCCACCGCAUCCUCGGCCUCCCGCCGCCGCUCUUCCCCUCCUUCCUCGCCCCGCAACCUGUCAUCAAAAAACAACGGUCCCUUCUCGCGAAAUGCUGGCACCCCGAUAAACAUCGUAUCCACCCGGGAAUCAAGACAAGGGAAGAAAUGGAGAGGAUUUGGGCAGUCUAUCGUGCGGCCAUGGACGCAUAUCCUGCCAACGCGACCACGGUCGGAGUCGGCGAUGCCUCCUAUCUUGAGAACGACGUUGAUACUCCGGAAAUAGCUGGGGACCGAGACAGCGCGAUGGAAAAGGAGUGCCAGAACUCUCUUUUCUCCAUCCUUUUCCGCCCGCAAUUUUUCUUGCACGCAGACGCAAUGGACGAGUGUGGCCCCCGAUUGCCUGUCCGCACUCUUCUCCACCAGCUCCGCCUCCGCUACACCACCAUGAUUCCUCCUUACAAACACCCGCUCUGGGACGACAGCUCACUCGCGCACUCGCUCAACCCAGCCUUUCAAGUGCUGCGCUUCGUCAUGCGUGGUCUAGAUGCAGGGACAGACGGCGUCCGGAUGUGGAUAUGCGAUUUGCCCGGAGACACCAUUCUCACGUGGAUGAAGAAGGGAUGGGCCGACUGGAGUGACCUCGAGGGCUGGUGUGUCAGUAUGUGGGAGCGCCACCCAAACGACAUCGAUCCAGCAAAGGAGAGGCUAGUGCAAGUGCACUUGGCUGAGCAGGAGUACAAGCGGCGGGUGCACGAUUACAAGUUGUGCAUGGCAAAGGAAGAGUAUUGGGGUUUCAUAGGUGACUGUUGGGGGGAGCCCGAAGAGCCAGAUUUGGCCAUAUGA